UCUAUCCUGUUCUGUUGUCUCUUUUCAGGACGACCCAGAUGUGAUCUGUAGCGCUCUUGGCCUAUGUGUAACCCAGCAGGAGGUUUUUGCCAAAGCCCAGCUCAUGUCAAAUGAGAUUCCUGAGUUGGAUCUGACCCAGAGGAUCAAUCCUUUACUCCUCAACAUCCCUCAGCUCCUUUACCCCAAGGAGAAUGCCAAUAAGGAGAAGGAGACCACCGCCUAGGAGGGUAACGAAGUGUGUGACGACUGCAUAAAGUUUAUCACCGACACUCAAACGGCGGCAAAGAAAAACACCACCUUCAUCGACGCCAUGAUUGCACAGAUUGAGAGCCAGUGUGACCUGCUGGGUCCUGGUAUUGCUGAUAUUGUGUAUGGAUAUGUUUGUCGUAUUAAUCGAGUAGACGUUGAUCCCACAGAUGUGCUGGUGGACCAGUGGCCGGAUUUCCGUGUGCUGCUUGUUAAACCGAGUCAGCAGCAGUUGUCCUGUUCCUUUUAUAUACAGGAUCCAGACUUGAUAAAACAUGUGUGCAUUUUUACCAAGGACAAAUCAUGUCUCAUGAACAUACUAACCAGGACAGACGUUCUUGACUGGAAGCAGGAGAUGAUUUUAAGUGUUGACCUGCAGCAUGAGGAAAUGAUAAAGGCUGUAGCAGCGAACAAAAGUGUACCAAUUAACAAAACAUUUGUUGGACACUUGAUGAGAUUGCAGGAUCCAUCUAAGCUUAAAGCGGAAAGGUUAUCCUUUCAAGUGUCAUCAGUUAAGGAGUCUCACGCUGCCUUGAUUAACAGCAAAUGGGACUGGGGCACGGGUGAACGCACUGAGACCCUGAUCAGGAACAUGAUCAGGAACUUCCCUUCUUAUUGUGUACUGGAUUCAGAGGGUCGGCCGGUGUCGUGGGUCUUGAGUUACCCUUCAUGUGUGAUGGGACCAAUUUACACACUGCCCGAGCACAGACAGAAAGGCUACGCCAAAGCCCUGGUCACCAUAUUGGCAAAGAAACUACAUUCAGACGGCUACCCGGUCUACUGCUUCAUUAAGUUGGAGAACCAACCAUCGUACAAGCUCUUUACCAGUUUAGGCUUCACCAGGGAUCUGUCUUAUAGGAAUGCUUGGCUUUAUUUUAAUCAGGCAUCUAUGACUCCAUAAUUACUUAUAAGAAAAAGAACAUUCCUGUCAUGAUUGUACAAUUGAAGGUGGCGUUCAGCACACGUUCAUCCAGGCUUUCCAGUUUCCCUUUAUCAUUUUAAUAUUUAUCUCAAUGUAGUCUUACUGGUGUGGUUUUUCUUUUUGUUUAUUUACAUAUUGUUGUUUAAAAAAAUAUACAUGUAUAUUGCUAUUUUCUGGUAACAUUUUAGAUUAUUCUGUUUAAAUGCUAUUAAAGUAAAACUUUUUGUUGUUCUUGCAUUACAACAAUAAAACCAUGAGAAAUUUA
Molecule: messenger RNA, 1433 nt
Organism: Tachysurus fulvidraco (yellow catfish)
Lineage: Eukaryota; Metazoa; Chordata; Actinopteri; Siluriformes; Bagridae
Product: glycine N-acyltransferase-like protein 3
Exons: 6
Coding region: 311-1147 (278 amino acids)
Cellular component (GO): mitochondrion
Molecular function (GO): glycine N-acyltransferase activity
Source: RefSeq, a predicted model, not a curated record